Messenger RNA from Cylicocyclus nassatus, 348 nucleotides. NCBI's taxonomy places the organism in Eukaryota, Metazoa, Nematoda, Chromadorea, Rhabditida, Strongylidae. The record is from the annotation of a GenBank genome assembly.
AUGUUCGACUACAUCGUUCUCUUUAUCGGCAUCCAGGUGCUGAUUUUUAACGCAGAGAUUAUACAAGGCGCUGGCGAUGAUGGUAGUCCAACUGGGGGAUCAGGAGACGAUGGUGCGAGCGGCAGUGAUGGACAAGAUCAGAUAGGUGAUGAUGAAGACUACGACCCCUCAUUCUACGAAGCAGGCCCCGAAGUGAUGAAUAAGGGAGAAAGGACAGGGCAGAAUGUCAAUAAGCUGGGUGAAAAAGAGAGAGAAGCACACUUGAUAAGCGGAGUAAAGGCAGCUAUACAAGACGGCAAAAACGUAUCGAGUAGACUACGCGAACUAGUCGAAUCCAAGCAAAAAUAG